AUGAAGCUUUCACUCUUCUCCCUCACGGCUGUCGUGGCCUUGUCAGUCUUGCUGACUCCUGCAUCCAUCAGCGCCCUGCCUGCGCCCUCCAACGGUGUUGUCUCGUUCAACAACCAUCGCGUGGUCCGCAUUAACGUCCGCAACGAGGCCGAGCUCAAGGCCCUGACCGACAACCAGGAUUCCCUUGGAUUCGACUACUUCACCCAUGAAAAGGUCAUUGGAGCACACAUCGACAUCCGCAUCCCACCACAGUCGUUCUCCAAGUUCCAGGCCCUGAAACUCGAUUAUUCCACUCUGGUCGAAAACCUGCAGACGGUCCUCGAUCAAGAGAAGCACGAGAACGAUCAGUACCAGCAGGUGUACGCGGCCGCGGACACCUGGUUCCAGGGAUACCAUAGCUAUGCUGAUCACCAGAGCUGGUUGAGCACCCAGAUUGCCAACAACCCUGGCAAGGCCUCGAAGAUCAGUGCCGGAAAGUCGUUCCAGAGUCGUGAUCAGGCCGGUAUCAAGAUUGGAAGCGGACCUAACCAUGUUGUCUUCCACGGUACGCAGCACGCGCGUGAGUGGAUUAGUACCAUGGUCGUUGAAUACCUCAUUGACCAGCUGCUGAAGGGCACUGACUCGCGUGUGGCCGGUUACUUGCAAAAGUACACGUUCCACAUCAUCCCCAUCAUGAACCCCGAUGGUUUUGUCAUCACCCAGACCUCGGACCGCAUGCACCGCAAGAACGCCCAGAGCAACGGAGGAUGUCUCGGUACUGACACCAACCGCAACUGGGGCUUCAAGUGGAACACUGGUGGUUCUUCCUCCAACCCCUGUGCUGACGACUACAUGGGUCCCAGUGCCUUCUCGUCGCCCGAGGCUACAAACAUUGCAGCCUACCUGCGCUCGCUGCCCAAGGUCGUCUCCUACAUCGACUUCCACUCUUACUCUCAGCUGUGGAUGGUCCCCUACGGCUACACUGGCACCCGCCCUGGGACCUACACGUACAUGAACGGCCUCGCACAGAAGGCCGCCGCAGCUCUCCGCGCCGUCAACGGUGUUUCGUUCACAACCGGUGACAUCUACAACACGAUCUAUCCUGCCUCGGGUAGCUCUACCGAUUAUGCCUACAGCAUUGGUGUUACCGCACCCUUCGCCGUUGAGUUGAGAGAUACCGGACGCUACGGAUUCUCUCUGCCCGCCGCUCAGAUCCUGCCCUCCGGUACCGAGACCUGGGCUGCUUUCGCCGCCAUCCUUGACAACAUCCAGGUCUAA
This is a messenger RNA of Gamsiella multidivaricata, 1257 nucleotides long. RefSeq lists its product as uncharacterized. Gene Ontology annotation, molecular function: metallocarboxypeptidase activity; zinc ion binding. The transcript has 4 exons. Bases 1 to 1257 code for a protein of 418 amino acids. Gene Ontology annotation, biological process: proteolysis. NCBI's taxonomy places the organism in Eukaryota, Fungi, Mortierellomycota, Mortierellomycetes, Mortierellales, Mortierellaceae. The record is from RefSeq and is a predicted model, not a curated record.